Messenger RNA from Panicum hallii, 1520 nucleotides. Its product is annotated as 12-oxophytodienoate reductase 1-like. The transcript is spliced from 2 exons. Gene Ontology annotation, molecular function: oxidoreductase activity; FMN binding. NCBI's taxonomy places the organism in Eukaryota, Viridiplantae, Streptophyta, Magnoliopsida, Poales, Poaceae. The record is from RefSeq and is a predicted model, not a curated record. Bases 244 to 1374 code for a protein of 376 amino acids.
GUUGCGUCACUCCCUACGGCCACCGGCGCUCGAGUCAAGCUGUCCGCAUCACAUCGUGGCUGCUAUUGUUUUUUUAUUUUUUCUGAAACAGUGGCUGCUAUUGUUGGCCAACUGUGGAUGGCGCAAAUCCAAAAACGUAUAUAUACUCCCGUUGCCCCGAAGCAGAAGCACAGCAAAACCAGAGAGCUUUUGUUGCAAGAAACAGAGCAAUGCAAUCCAGCUAGCUAGUGUCUUUCCUGCAAGAUGGGGCGCCAGAAAGCGAUCCCGCUGAUGGCCCCGUUCAAGAUGGGACCGUUCGAGCUCUCCCACCGCGUGGUGCUCGCGCCGAUGACGCGGUGCCGGGCCGACGGCUACGUGCCGCGCCCGCACACCGCCGUCUACUACUCGCAGCGGGCCACCAGGGGCGGCCUGCUCAUCGCGGAGGGCACGGGCGUGUCCGCCACCGCGCAGGGCUUCCCGGGGUCCCCCGGCGUCUGGACGCCGGAGCAGGUCGCAGCGUGGAGGCCCGUCGUCGACGCCGUGCACCGCAAGGGUGCGCUCUUCUUCUGCCAGAUCGCGCACGUCGGGAGGGUCUCCACCAACGAUUUUCAGCCAGACGGGCAAUCUCCGAUCUCGAGCACGGACAAGCAGGUCUCCCCUGACGCGGAGUCCGGCAUGGUGUACUCCAAGCCGCGCCGGCUGCGAUCCGACGAGAUCUCCGGGGUCGUCGACGACUUCAGGCGUGCCGCGCGGAAUGCAAUCGAGGCCGGGUUCGACGGCGUGGAGAUCCACGGCGCGCACGGGUUCCUCUUCGAGCAGUUCAUGAAGGACGGCGCUAACGACCGCACCGACGAGUACGGCGGCAGCCUGGAGAACCGGUGCCGCUUCACGGUGGAGGUCGUCGACGCCGUCGUCGGCGAGGUGGGCGCGCACCGCGUGGGGAUCAGGCUGUCGCCCUUCGCUGACUAUAUGGACUGUGUGGAUUCCGACCCGGUGGCGCUUGGGCACUACAUGAUUCAGCAGCUCAACAGGCACGAGGGCUUCCUUUACUGUCACAUGGUGGAGCCCCGGAUGGCCAUCGUCGACGGCCCCAGGCAGAUCCCUCACAGGCUCUUGCCGUUCCGAAAGGCGUUCAAUGGCACGUUCAUAGCGGCCGGCGGGUAUGAUCGGGAGGAAGGCAACAAGGUUGUGGAGGAAGGCUAUACAGAUCUCAUUGCAUUCGGGAGGCUUUUCUUGGCUAACCCUGACCUCCCUAGGAGGUUCGAGCUGGAUGCGCCAUUGAACAAGUAUGAUCGCUCCACUUUCUAUACGCAAGAUCCUGUUAUUGGCUACACGGAUUACCCUUUUCUUGAAGAUGACGUACAACAACAGCAAGUCAAGUACUCAGAAGCUUAACAUGUAGUUGAUCGAUUUGAUCAAAACUGAUAACGUGCAUUAUUCAUGCAACAUGAUUUCAUCAAUGAUCUUUACCAUUCUUCAUCUAUGUUGUUUCAUCUGUACUGUUAUGAGGUGAAUCCAGAAAUUAUUAAAAAGUUCUAUCA